AUGCUUACAGAUAAUAUAUUGCCAAUUCCUCUAGAAGAAAUUUUUGCUAAUGCUAAAGCUAUACAAAAAGAUUAUUUAUUUAAAAUUAAUCCUUUAGCUUCUACAAAUAAAAUGCUUCUAGAAUAUAAAACUAAUUUUUAUAAUUUAUUGACAUAUAGUGAAACAGAAUUUGAUAUUGAUAAAGUGUAUAAAGAAUUAGUAAAAAAUGUAGAACCGGGUUGUCAGGUAGAUGGACCAAAAGUAAUUAUUUUGGAGCCAGGAAGUAACCCAUGUUCAGAUAAAGCUAUACAAAAUACUUGUAAUAUUUUUUUUGAUAAUGUUGGAAAGAAGACUAAUAGACAUAGUAAAAUUGAUAUAGUAGCUAUAAAGCUAUUUUUUAACAUCUAA
This is a messenger RNA of Dentiscutata erythropus, 387 nucleotides long. Lineage: Eukaryota; Fungi; Glomeromycota; Glomeromycetes; Diversisporales; Gigasporaceae. The record is from the annotation of a GenBank genome assembly.